GUAUUUACAUAUAUUAGAUUUAUUUAUUACAACAUUAUCGGAAUCAUCGCCAUUUAAGCUAUUCUUCCUCCUUCAUUCACCUUUGGUUCUUUCCUUUCGGUUAGAAUCCUCUCUCGCUUGCUUUCAUUCUUUUAACCAUCUUUUCGAGAGAAUAACACUUAACUACUACUUGCACCUCCCUUUCUCCUUCCCUUACCCCCUCAAUUCAUUCAUACAAACAUCAAAUAUACAAUGUAAUCGAAAUAUCACCAAUAAAUUUUUUUAAAAAAAGUUCCUUUCUGGUUAUUGUAUUUCACUUUUCCCUCAUUAUUAUUACUAUUUUCAUUUCUUAGAUUAUUAGGUUUUAUUUGGGUCUUCUUACUUGUUAAUUGUUAAUGCAUUUCAUUAUGUAAUUGUAAUAUUUCAAGUAAGGCGAAAAUUAGGUGUUUUUUUUUUUGUUAUUCAAAAGAAAAAAAUUAGGGUUAUUCGACAUUGAAAUAUGUCGGUUGCUUUGAGUUCAAGGGUAUAUUGGGAAGGUCAUCCAGGACAUUGUUCUGUUGACCCUAUCCUGAUUUACCUCACCGUGGAUAAUGUUGUUACCCCAAUGCGUGUUUUUGAGUCUGAUUCAAUUGCUUCUGUGAAAUUGAGGAUUCAACAAUGUAAAGGUUUUGUUGUGAAGAAACAGAAGCUUGUUUUUAGUGGAAGAGAGCUUGCUAGAAAUGAUACACCUGUUAAGGAGUACGGUGUUGCCGAUGGCAAUGUUCUUCAUUUGGUUUUACGCCUUUCUGAUUUACUUUUCAUUGUUGUUAGGACUGUUUCUGGGAAGGAAUUUGAGUUUCAUAUUGAUAGGCAUAGAAAUGUGGGGUAUCUUAAGCAAAGGAUUAGAAAAAAGAAAGGUAAACAAGGUUUCAUUGAUCUUGAGGAUGUUGAUGAUGAUCAAGAGCUUUUCUGUGAUGAUGAGAAGCUUGAUGAUCAUAGACUUUUUCAUGAUAUAUGUAAAGGUGAUGAUGGUGUAGUUCAUUUGAUUAUUAAGAAAUCGGUUAAGGUUAGAACUACACCUAUUCAUAAUGAUUUGAAGCUUUCUCUUGAGGCUUCUAUAACUGGAUUAUUACAACAAGUAGAAGAGAAUAAGAAUAGGAGCAAACAGAUUCAGAUAGCUAAGAUACCACCUGGUGUUGGUUUCUGGUUCGAACCUAUUGUUGUCAAUCCCAAGAUCAAUCUUUUUCCUUACCUUUGGGACAUGAUCAACUCCACAUAUGAGGGUUUGAAGACAGGAAAUAGUCCUAUUAGGUCAUCGGAAGGCACCGGAGGGACUUAUUUUAUGCAAGAUUUAACAGGUCAGAAGCAUGUUUCGGUUUUCAAGCCCUUGGAUGAGGAACCAAUGGCUGUGAACAACCCGAGAGGCUUACCGACUUCGUUGAACGGCGAAGGUUUAAAAAGAGGAACAAGGGUGGGAGAAGGAGCUUUGAGGGAGGUUGCAGCUUUUAUAUUAGAUCAUCCAAGGAGCGGGCCGCGUUUGGUGUCCGGUGAAGAAAUAGGGUUUUCUGGUGUUCCUCCUACUAUUUUGGUGCAGUGCUUACACCAAGAAUUUCACCACCCAAAUGGGUAUGCUUGCUCAUCAAAACAUGUCAAGAUCGGGUCGUUACAGAAGUUUGUGAAGAACGACGGUAAUUGUGAGGAUAUUGGACCUGGGGCCUUUCCAGUGGAGGAGGUGCAUAAGAUAACUGUGCUUGAUUUAAGAAUGGCUAAUGCAGACAGGCAUGCUGGGAAUAUUUUAAUCAGAAAGGAGAAAGAUGGCCAGAUUAAGCUCAUUCCCAUUGAUCAUGGCUAUUGUCUACCAGAUCAAUUUGAAGAUUGCACAUUUGAUUGGCUUUAUUGGCCACAAACACGUCAGCCUUACUCGCCCGAGUUAGUUGAUUAUAUCAAUUCUUUGGACGCUGAAAAAGACAUUGAACUUUUGAAAUAUUAUGGAUGGGAUAUUCCACUUCAGUGUGCGCGGACACUACGUAUUUCCACAAUGCUGCUGAAAAAAGGGGUUCAGAGAGGUCUUACUCCUUAUGCAAUUGGAAGCAUCAUGUGUCGGGAAAAUUUGAACAAGGAAUCUGUAAUUGAGGAAAUUAUAAGUGAAGCACAAGAUUCCUUGCUUCCUGGCAUGGAGGAAUCGACAUUUCUUGAUUCUGUCUCCCAAAUCAUGGAUUCCCGUCUUGAUAAGCUUGCAAAAUAGACAUUUUUCCUUUUCUGAUUUAUAUAGGUAAGGUAAUAAAUAUACCUAUGCAAUGUGAUUCAGUGAAUGACCCUAGUCCAUUUUUGGAUGGACUUCAUGUUAUCUGAAGACUGGCCUGAAGCUCUUGUUAUUCCUGGUUUCUCUGAACUGUUUUUUCAGGAUUGUAUUGACAUGUUCAACAUAAAUUUAAAGGUCUGAAUAAGAUGUGUUAUACUGAUUGUAGUAGCUUGACAAAGAAACUUGAUUUUUGUCAUUUGUACAUAAUAAAUUUGUUGUGUUAGAUUUUCACCUCCAAUGAAAAUGAUUAUGAUUGCAGCCAGGUGGCCUGAUUA
This is a messenger RNA of Cicer arietinum (chickpea), 2535 nucleotides long. Its product is annotated as phosphatidylinositol 4-kinase gamma 2-like. The record is from RefSeq and is a predicted model, not a curated record. Lineage: Eukaryota; Viridiplantae; Streptophyta; Magnoliopsida; Fabales; Fabaceae. Gene Ontology annotation, molecular function: protein binding.